AUGGCGGACUUCACAGUGCAGAUCUCUUUCUUCGAGAUCUACCAGGGCCGACUCAACGACCUCAUGGGCCCUCCCAACGCCGCUCCGCGGCGGUGGCCGGCAGCGAGUGAAACGGUCGCUUUCAAGCUGCUCUGCCACGGCGAUGUGCAGCGGAAGCUUGAGGCUGGCCCGCAAAGCCCGGACUCCUCAAGAAGCCACGUGGUUUUCGCGCUGCACGUGCUCCGCGCUUGUCGCGAUGUUUCUACUCUGGCCUUCGUGGAUGUUGCCGCCCAUGCGGACGAGGUCGAUGCUGCGCUUGGCCAACUGCAGGAAGCAACAGCUCCGGCCUCCCAUUCACUGGCUGCGCUGCUCAGUGGAUGGCUUCCAGGCACAGCAACUGGACUUCUGCCUCCCGCGAGUUCGAGCAGACUGGUCCUGUUGCACAUGGUGCGUUCUGCGAAGUUUGCAUCCGAAAGCUAA
Symbiodinium necroappetens is the source of this 459-nucleotide messenger RNA. The record is from the annotation of a GenBank genome assembly. Lineage: Eukaryota; Dinophyceae; Suessiales; Symbiodiniaceae.